UCGACAUUCAAGAUGUCCUCUUUCAGACAUAUUGUCGGUUUGCCCGUCCUUGUAGCAGUUGCAAGUGUUGCCAUCUACGGUCAUCGGAACUACAUGGAUCGCAUUCCCAACGGUUAUACCGUUCCAAACCCCUGCGUUCCAGGCCAAGCAUGGCAGGCGUCCGGCCAUUAUGACUACCUCACUGAGUCAGGACCUGUGAAUAUUUUCGGGGAUGACUUUGGUGGUGCAGGGCAUAGAUGGACCACCGAACUUUGCCGAAUGGAUUCUGACGGAGAUGGUCGAACUAACGGUCAAGAAUUAGGGGACCCUCAAUGCGUCUGGACCCCCGGGGCAACCCCACAGAUGAAUGCUACCGGACACCCAGGCGUCUGCGAACCGAUGAAUUCGACAAGAUGCCCAUAUGAUGACAGCAUUUGUCUGUAAGAAUUGAAAAAUAAAACCACCAAAAAAAAA
Liolophura sinensis is the source of this 453-nucleotide messenger RNA. RefSeq names its product temptin-like. The record is from RefSeq and is a predicted model, not a curated record. The coding region runs from base 13 to 423 and encodes 136 amino acids. Lineage: Eukaryota; Metazoa; Mollusca; Polyplacophora; Chitonida; Chitonidae. The transcript is spliced from 3 exons.